UAAGACAAAAGUGAGCCAUUCUCUCUCCCUCCAACUUAUGUGCUCGGCCAGACCACCCAAGAAAGAGGAAGAAAAAUAUUUCCAACAUUUCUCCAUUGCUGCAACUCGAGCUCAAACUAUAAGGAUCCAAAGAAGGAGGUUUGAGAAGGGAAAAGUUAGGAAAAAGAGAGAAGAAGUAAGGAACUUGACUAAAGGGUUUCUAGAGUUCUCCGGAGUUUCGCCAGAGUUUCGCCGGAGUUUCGCCGGAGUUUCGCCGGAGUUCGCCGGAGUUUCGUCGGAGUUCAACCGAGGAGCGUAGAACAAACUUAAGCUCAUUUAAGGUUGAAGUUAAGGCUUGUCAUCUACACCUUUGCACGGGUGAAGAGAAUCCAGAGAAAGACGUGAAAUGUAGGGUAGGCGAAUGGUAACGAGGAACAAUCCGAGGGGGCAGGCACCGGUAACAUCCAUGAGGGGUAGCCGGGUUGCAUCUCGGGGGAGAAGAGGAGGUCGAGUAGGCCGUGGGGGCCACCGGGCCCAAACAGUGAGCGACGGCCACAUAAGCUCGGUGUUUGAAACUAACACUGAGGAUUAUGACUCGACUUUUGUUCCCGGCACGGAGCAUGAGGAUACCCCGUAUGACGGGGGUGACUUCCACACUGAUGAGGAAGACAACGAUGAGAGUGAUGCCCGAUUUUCUCAAAUGGGCGAAUUGCUUGAGUGGUAUCAAAAAGAGAAACUAAGGAGACACCUUAGGCGCCAAGCAAGGCACGGCUCUCGUGGUUGUUCGGUUCAAGGAAGCCGGGGAGCUUCAAGGGCCACUCCCGCGACGUCACAAGGUGGGCGUGAAGGAGGGUUUUGUGUGAGAAUCUCCUUAUAUGGAUAGAAAAGACCUUUUAAUUAUUUAACAUUUGACAUUACUUAUUUGGACUAGAAAGCAUUGCAUUGUAGAUGCUCUUAGAGCAUCUCCAAUGCUACAAUAUGCACGGUGCACAUGUGGCAUGAGAGAUAGCCACAUAAAUAUUAGUAAAUAAAUUCUUUAUUUAUCUCCUUAUUUGAAUGGUUUUAUGUAGUUUUGGUAAGUUUUUCUCAACAAUGUCAAGGAGACCGUCUACAUGUUGACAUUGCAGUUGAUAUUGCAGGAGAAAAUUUACCAAAAUUGUAUAAAAUCAUUCAAAUAAGGAGAGAGAUAAUUUAUUUGCUAAUAUUUGUGUGGUUAUCAUUCAUGCCACAUGUGCACCAUGCAGACUAUAGCAUUGGAGAUGCUCUUAGCGUAUCUCCAAUGUCGCAAUGUACAUGGUGCACAGUAGUAUGAGAGAGACGAUCAAUAAAAGAAACUUUGGGAUUGCUAUGAAACAUAAAUAUUAAUGAACAAUAUCGCUCUUCUUAUUUGAAAGGUUUUAUAUGUUUUUGGUGAGUUUUUCUUCACAAUGUCCAGACUAGUGUGUAG
Molecule: messenger RNA, 1426 nt
Organism: Cuscuta europaea
Lineage: Eukaryota; Viridiplantae; Streptophyta; Magnoliopsida; Solanales; Convolvulaceae
Source: the annotation of a GenBank genome assembly